GAGAAAUGUUCGUUAAGGGGUGCCUGAGCUUUCCCGAGAGCAUGAAGUCCCACGAUGAAGUAACCGUUGUUGACCAGGCAGCUUCACCAGUCCCUAACAGUGUGGACUGGAGGACUAAAGGCUAUGUCACUCCUGUCAAAGACCAAGGACAGUGUGGAUCCUGCUGGGCCUUCAGUGCGACAGGAGCUCUUGAGGGCCAGAUGUUCAGGAAGACUGGUAAGCUGGUGUCGCUAAGCGAGCAGCAACUGGUGGAUUGUUCAAGGCCUUAUGGGAAUAAAGGAUGCAGAGGUGGUUUGAUGAGUUGGGCCUUUAAAUAUAUCAAAGCCAAUGGAGGUCUGGACACUGUGCACUCUUAACCUUAUGAGGCCCAGGACUUCCAUUGCCGCUUUAAUUCCAGUGCUGUUGGGGCGACCUGCCGUGGGUUUGUUAACGUGGCCAGUGGGAAUGAGAAGGCCCUGCAGCGGGCUGUUGGCACUGUGGGACCUGUGUCUGUAGCCAUUGACGUUAGCCGCCGCUCCUUCCAGUUCUAUAAAUCUGGUGUCUACAAUGAGCCAAGCAGCUCUAAACUUCACUUUGACCAUGGUGUGCUGACUGUGAUAAACACGGAGGAUGGACAGGACUACUGGUUGGUGAAGAACAGGUGA
Molecule: messenger RNA, 644 nt
Organism: Chanos chanos (milkfish)
Lineage: Eukaryota; Metazoa; Chordata; Actinopteri; Gonorynchiformes; Chanidae
Product: cathepsin L-like
Biological process (GO): proteolysis
Molecular function (GO): cysteine-type peptidase activity
Source: RefSeq, a predicted model, not a curated record